Messenger RNA from Closterium sp. Yama58-4, 876 nucleotides. The record is from the annotation of a GenBank genome assembly. NCBI's taxonomy places the organism in Eukaryota, Viridiplantae, Streptophyta, Zygnematophyceae, Desmidiales, Closteriaceae.
AUGGAGGACGCGAAAUACACCGCGAUUCCGCUCUCGUGGCGCGAAAGUUCCGGAGAGCUUCGCGUGCACGAAUCCGCUGACGACAUCUCGCGAGGUCUGGCUGACGUCAUCGUGAGAGCUUCCGAGGCGGCCAUAGCCUCACAUGGCGCUUUCACCAUCGCCAUUUCAGGGGGAUCCGUCGUCAAAUGCCUGGGCCAGCUGGCGCAUCCAGAUGUCGCGGCGCGCUGUGAUUGGUCCAGGUGGCACGUGUUCUGGGUGGACGAGCGGGCCGUGCCUCUGACGCACCCUGACAGCAACUACCUGCUCGCGCACACGCACUGGCUCUCCAAGGUGCCCAUCCCACCCGCCCACAUACACACUCUAGACGACUCACUCCCAGUGGAAGCAGCAGCAGAGGCGUAUGAGCGCGAGAUGAAGGAGUGUGUGGAGGCUGGGGCUCUGCUGAUGCACCCAGAUACGGCCUUCCCCAGAUUCGACUUCAUCCUUCUGGGGGUCGGGCCAGACGGUCACGUUGCCUCCCUCUUCCCCUCCCACCCCCUCCUCUCCACCACCUCCCCCUCCUCCCCUUCCUCCACCUCCUCCCCUUCCUCCCCCUCCGCCCCUUCCCCCUACUGGUGCCGCCAUCUCUGUGACUCCCCCAAGCCCCCCCCUUGCCGAAUCACCCUGACUCUCCCCGUGCUGCUCUCUGCUGCUGUGGUGGCGGUGGUGGCGAUGGGGGAGGGGAAGAGGGAGCUGUUGGGGAGGCUGUUUGAAGCAGGGGGGGCGGGGUUUGCUGUGGGAACAGGGUUGCCUGCUAGUAUGGUUUUGCCACGAGAUGGGUGGUUGAUUUGGAUGGUUGACAAUGAGGCUGCUGCUGGGUUCUUACAAUCUUCUUGA